CCGCCCCCCGCUCGCACGCAGCCUGUCGGCCAGGAUGGGACCAGCAGCCGCCUGAUUUCCAUGCAUGCAUGACCGCUAGUCCACUUCCUGGAUGGAAGAAUGGGACAAUUCUAGCAGCAGUUUUUCUUCGCAUUGUGCCUCGCUGCCAGCCGCGGAUAAACAUCGAGUGAUCGCCUCUUCUAAUCAAUAUCAUCGGACCACUUUACCCCCCCACCCCCACCCCCCUUCUUUCUCUUAUGUAGUUAAAGACAGCCAUUGAUCGCCGCCUGACCCCCUUCCACUCUCUCCGGGAAUGUGGCUCCGCGGAAGCCCGUCGUGGAGUCAUAAGAGCCCCGCUUGGAAGUGUUUCCACGCAGCCUUGGCGUGUUCUUCCUCGAACCCGAAAGAGCCUCAGCUUGGACCAAAGCGGACUAUUUUGUAAAAAAAGGGGGAAAUUAAAGACCAUUUCCUCUUUUUUUUUUUGACGGUUGCCUGGCCGCUACGUCAACUUAAUUUUUAUUUAUUUUUUUUUGUUGGGGGGAGCCUUCGCUCGGACGCGUGGAAUUUUCUCCCGUUUUCCCCCCAUAUAGCAAGCUAAAAGACUGAAACAAAAAAAAAAUAACAUCCAGAAACUUUGUCAGCAUCUCGUCAUUGCUCUCCAUGAGUAGUUUAACAUGCGGAGGAGACGGGAACCGAAUUGCUGGUGGAUUGUAUCCGUAAUGCUUCUCCUAACCUUGGCCGAACACGGCGACUGUCAUCCUGUUGCAUCAGAUGCCCAGCCUCACCGUGCUGACGCAAGGCAUCAUGGGAGCGCAGAUCUAAUAAGGGACAGGAGGGCAGCUGGGGACUCCUAUUGGUCCUACUCAGGAACCCACGGACCACGAGGCUGGUCGACAUUAUACCCGGAAUGUGCUGCAAAGAACCAAUCGCCUGUGGACAUCGCGGAUGAAAAAGCCUUGGUUUCAGACGAAUACCAGGAGUUACAGCUUGACAAAUUCAACAUUGAGUCCUCCAACCAGACCACCAUGAAGAACACGGGAAAAACAGUUGCUGUUCUUCUGAAGGACGACUACUUUGUGCGGGGCGCUGGGCUACCAGGCCGCUUUAAAGCCGAGAAGAUGGAGUUCCACUGGGGCCAGAGUAAUGCAUCAGCAGGCUCGGAGCACAGCAUCAACGGCAGACGGUUUCCCGUUGAGAUGCAGAUCUACCUUUACAAUUCCGAUGACUUUGACAGCCUCGCCGCAGCUAUCAAGGAGAGACGCAUCAUUGCCGCCAUGUCGGUCUUCUUUGAGCUCGGGCAAAAAGAUAACCCAGCCGUAGAGCCCAUCAUCCAAGGCUUGAAAGGAGUAGUCCAUCAUGAAAAGGAGACCAACCUCAGGUCAUUCAUCCUGAGGGACCUGCUGCCGUCAUCUGUGGAUAGCUAUUACCGAUACACUGGCUCUCUGACCAUGCCCCCCUGCAGCAAGGUGGUGGAGUGGAUCAUCUUCUCCAGGCCGGUGUAUCUUUCCCACUCACAGCUGGAGGCCUUCUACUCCAUAUUUACAACUGAGCAACAGGACCACGUCAAGUCUGUGGAGUAUCUGAGGAACAACUUCCGUCCCCUGCAGGACCUUGAUCAUAGGAAAGUGUUCAAGUCUGCACUGACGGAUGCCUGGCAGAAGGACUUGACUGACAUUCACGGGAGCAGCCAUAGCACUGAGGCGUCUCGAGUGUGCAGCAGCGCCCCAGUGAGCAUGAAGAUCCAACCGCUGAACCGGACGGCCCUGACGGUGACCUGGGAACGCCCCCUGACCGUGUACCACCCGCCCAUCAUCAGCUACAUGGUGUCCUACAGCUGGGUGAAGCGCGACGUCCCCGAUGAGGAAACCUUCACCAAGAUGGGCGAUCAAAGCAUGAAAGCAGUCAUCACUAAUGUGUCACCGGAUGUGCUGUACCUGUUCAGGGUGCAGGCGGUAUGUCAGCAUGACCUGCGCAGCGACUUCAGCCUAACUCUCCUCUUCAGAGCCAACACCACGAGAAUAUUUGAAGGUUCUCGUAUAGUGAAGACCGGGAUCCCGACAGUGUCACCAGUGUCAUCAGCCGACAUGGCUCCCAUAAGCUCCGGUUCCUCCACAUGGACGUCCUCCGGCAUCCACUUCUCCAUUGUCUCCAUGGCAACCGGACUGGGACCAUCCUCCAGCGGAAGCCAGGCCACGGUGGCGUCGGUGGUUACGAGCACGUUCCUGGCAGGCUUGGGCGUCAGCGGGGGUGUCAUCUCGUCGUUGCCCAGUUCCGUUUGGCCCACAAAGGUUCCCCGGGUCACGCAGAGCGCCCCCCGCUCGUCCACCCCACCCGCCAAGCCCAGCACGGAGGAAGUGGCGCCGCAGGCCACGGAGACCGACGCCCCCGCUGAGGAGAACCGGCCCGCGCCCAAGGGCGAAGAGGAGGAAGACAACGAGGGGGACGGGGAGGGAGAGCAGGAGGACAGGGGUGCGGAGAAGAAGAAAAAGGCCAAAACGCCCCCCACCCAUGAGGAAACGCAGGCCAACAGCACCUUCGCCAAAGAGUCCGUCCUGCCCACCCCUGCGUCCACAGCCAAAGAGAAAGCCACGGCGCCUGCGGGCACGGCGGACGGCCACCUGACCCCCCCGUGGGAAAACCUCACAGACGCGGACGUCGUCACCACUCAGGACCCUCGUAACGACAGCGCAGAGAUGCAGAUUCCCCGGAGCGCCACGCUAUCACCAAAGAUCAGCAGUGACGGCAAGAGUCUUUGGCCGUUCUCGGUCCAUACUGAGAGGACCACCGUAUCCAACGUGACCCGAACGCCUCACCCCGGCAUGGGCAGGAUGGUGUGGAUUGUCCCGCUGGUGGUGGUAUCUGCGCUGACCCUGCUCUGCCUCAUCAUGCUGCUCAUCGUGAUGGUCUACUGGAGGAGGUUUUUCCAGACAGCUCACUUCUACGUCGAGGAGAGCAGCUCUCCUCGGGUGGUUGCCAAUGAGAGCAUCCCCUUCAUCCCGAUACCAGAUGACAUGGAGGCCAUUCCUGUCAAGCAGUUUGUCAAACACAUCAUGGAGCUCUACAAGAACAACCUGCAAGGCUUUUCCGAGGAGUUCGAGGAGGUCCAGCGCUCCACAGCCGACCUGAAAAUCACAGCGGAACACUCCAAUCAUCCUGACAACAAGCACAAAAACAGAUACAUCAACAUCGUGGCUUAUGACCACAGCCGGGUGAAAUUGCGACCGCUGGCUGGGAAAGACGCCAAACAUUCGGAUUACAUCAAUGCCAACUACGUGGACGGAUACAACCGGCCCAGAGCGUACAUCGCUGCCCAGGGGCCGCUCAAGUCCACCUUUGAAGACUUCUGGAGGAUGGUGUGGGAGCAGAACACCGGAAUCAUCGUCAUGAUUACGAACCUCGUGGAGAAAGGGCGGAGGAAAUGUGACCAGUACUGGCCCACAGAGAACAGCGAGCAGUACGGGAACAUCGUUGUGAUGCUGAAAAGCACCAAAGUGCACGCCUGCUACACCCUGCGGCGUUUCCUCAUCCGGAACACAAAAGUCAAGAAGGGUCAGAAGGGGAACCCAAAGGGGAAGCUGAAUGAGCGCAUCGUGAUCCAGUACCACUACACUCAGUGGCCCGACAUGGGCGUGCCCGAGUACACCCUCCCCGUCCUCACCUUCAUCAACCGCUCGUCGGCGGCCCGCACUGCAGACAUGGGCCCGGUCCUGGUGCACUGCAGUGCAGGGGUUGGACGCACUGGAACGUACAUUGUCAUUGACAGCAUGCUGCAACAAAUCAAGGACAAAAGCACAGUCAGCAUCCUGGAUUUUCUCAAACAUAUCCGCACACAGCGCAACUACCUGGUCCAGACUGAGGAGCAGUAUGUGUUCAUCCACGAUGCCCUGAUGGAGGCCAUUUUCAGCAGAGAGACGGAGGUGCCCGCCUGGCAGCUGCACAGCUACGUCAACAGCAUCCUCACGCCCAACUCGGCGGGCCGCACCCGUCUGGAGAAGCAGUUUAGACUGCUGACUCAAUGCAACACUCGCUUCGUGGAGUGUUUCAGCGCCCACAAAGACUGCAACAAGGAGAAGAACCGCAACUCCUCCGUGGUUCCAUCCGAGCGAGCGAGGGUGGGACUCACCACUCUGCCUGGCAUGAAGGGAACCGAUUACAUUAAUGCCUCUUACAUAAUGGGUUACUACAGGAGUAAUGAGUUUAUCAUUACCCAGCAUCCUUUGCCCCACACCACCACUGACUUUUGGAGGAUGAUUUGGGACCAUAAUGCGCAAAUUAUUGUCAUGUUGCCUGACAACCAGGGUCUGGCUGAAGAUGAGUUUGUUUACUGGCCGAGUCGCGAGGAGGCCAUGAACUGCAUCGCCUUCACCGUCACGCUUAUCAGUAAAGACAGACUGUGCCUCUCCAACGAGGAGCAGAUCAUCAUCCAUGAUUUCAUCCUGGAAGCCACGCAGGACGACUACGUUCUGGAGGUGAGACACUUCCAGUGCCCCAAGUGGCCCAACCCCGACGCUCCUCUCAGCAGCGCCUUCGAGCUCAUCAGGGUCAUCAAGGAGGAGGCCAUGACGCGAGACGGCCCCACCAUCGUGCAUGACGAGUACGGCGCCGUGUCGGCGGGGAUGAUGUGCGCGCUCACCACGCUGUCGCAGCAGCUGGAGAACGAAGGCGUGGUCGACAUCUAUCAGGUGGCCAAGAUGAUCAACCUCAUGAGGCCGGGAGUCUUCACCGAUAUCGACCAGUACCAGUACCUUUACAAAGCCAUGCUGAGCCUGGAGGCCAGCGGAGAGUGCGGCCCCUUGCACACGGACACUAACGGGGUGACGGCCAUGGCGGACCAGUGCGAACCCGCCGAAAGCAUGGAGUCGCUGGUUUGAGGAGCGGCGGGCGUCCAAGCGGUUCAUUUGGAAAAGAACUUCUUCUUCUUCUUCUUCUUCUUCUUCUUCUUCUCCCCUGCGAGGCCUUUUUUGCCAGACUAUUGAUUAAAUAACAAAGGAAGAAAAAAAAAAACAAGACCUUACUAUUACUUUUUUAUACUGACAAACAUUUUUGGAUAUUUAUGUUUUUGCCCGCCCAUUUCUCGUCUUCAACUCCUCCCGGACGUUUGCACCCCGUUAACGUGAUUAAGAAGGACAAAAAAAGAAGAAAAUAAACAAGCAGCUCUUGUCCACUUUGCACUCAGCCGUCAGUGUUACCGCCUCCCGCCACCCGAGGACGUCACGCGCACCCGCAUGAAGACCGGAACCGCGGGCCGGCGGGUGGGCUCAGAAUCCUUUUUUGUUUUUUUUGCGUCCUGCAAACACGACUGACCCCCCCCCCACACCCCCCACACCCCACCCCACCCCCCCACCUCCCGUGUGGCUCAACACUCCAUCACCCGCGUCGAGAUCUCACGUAAACGCAACAAAAUGGCUUCUUUUGCUCGUCACGACAUCCGAUGUGGACAUUUAUUGCUUUUUACAGGGAUUUAUAUUGUUAUACUGUUUUUGUAAUAUAUAUCUCUAUAUAUUAUAUCCUUAAUAGCCAAUCACUCUUUGCCUAUUUGUGGACUGGCUGUUUUAGUGCUGUGGGUUUGGAUCAUGUUCGCACAGCUUUGCCAAAUGUUAUUAUCGUGAAAACAUUUCAACAAAGGAACGCUGAUCAGCCAAAAACUAACAAAACAAAAACAAACAAAAAAAGCGACAAAAAAAAAAUGUUUCAAUUGUCAGCGUGCAGAUACAUUUCCUCAACUAUAUGCAGAUGAAUAUACAAAAUAAAAAGGUUAAGAAAUGCAUGAGGAUUGUGAAGCUGUUGUACUUUUUACUGGUUUGAGGUCGGCGCUCAAAUUGGCCGUUUAAGAGAUUGUUUUUGUUGUUGUUUUUUUUUUCUUUUUUUUUCUUUUUUUAAACUACUUUCCUGUGAAUUGUGUUUUGUCUCCAGUGGAAAUAAAACGUUUGUUUGCCACUUUGGUCAACAGGUAACCUCAACAGUGGCUAUAUUCUUCUUUCUUAAAGGACCCCCUCUUUUUUGUCCUCACUCUGUUUUAGACAGACAUUCGGCACUCUUCUCCAUCACCUCUCUCAGCUUGUAUUUGUUCGUUUGUCUUAAGUUUAUCAUUGAAUGUCAUCAAAUGGAUUGUUUUUUUUUUUUAUUAUUAUUAUUUUUUGUUGAUGGAUAAUGACUUUUUUCACUUUGGCACUUUCUUUGUUCUGUCGAUCACUAUUGUUGAUUCGCCUUGUCUACUGUGACUCAGCCUUCUUAAAUAUAUGAAACAUUAAAUGGUCCACGCUUUA
Syngnathoides biaculeatus (alligator pipefish) is the source of this 6245-nucleotide messenger RNA. It is a transcript of the gene ca16b, whose product is annotated as carbonic anhydrase XVI b. The record is from RefSeq and is a predicted model, not a curated record. Lineage: Eukaryota; Metazoa; Chordata; Actinopteri; Syngnathiformes; Syngnathidae. Gene Ontology annotation, molecular function: protein tyrosine phosphatase activity; protein binding. Bases 654 to 4850 code for a protein of 1398 amino acids. The transcript is spliced from 29 exons. Gene Ontology annotation, biological process: protein dephosphorylation.